Molecule: messenger RNA, 2548 nt
Organism: Drosophila takahashii
Lineage: Eukaryota; Metazoa; Arthropoda; Insecta; Diptera; Drosophilidae
Gene: Pdcd4
Product: Programmed cell death 4
Biological process (GO): negative regulation of DNA-templated transcription
Cellular component (GO): cytosol; nucleus
Source: RefSeq, a predicted model, not a curated record
AGUACAAAACCCAAAAACCCAUCCACAAAAUCCUUGCUGUGCAUUCCAAGGGGAUAUCGUAGGGAGUGAGACAUCAUCAUUGUCACUAUGGAAGUGGAAUCGAAUAAUAAGCGCUCCACCAACGGCGCCCGUCACUCCUCCCAUUCGCCGGCGGGAUCCGAUUCCAAGGAGAGUUCCGUGGAGCGGGAGCUGAACGGAGAGAUUCAGGCGGUGGAGCUGAACGGCAGUGGCCACUCGAACGGGCAUAUCAAGAAGCCGCUGCCCGUGGAGGAUGGCCGGAUCAAGCGCAAGGCCAAGCGGCUCAUCCAAAGACAGAACAGUGGCUCCGGCGGCAGUCCCAAUCAAACGAAUGGCAAUGGAGUGGCUGCCGCGGCUGCUGGAGCUGCUGCCCCGCCGCUGGCCAUCAACGGCAUCCUGCCCUCGCCCGGCGGCUAUGUGGUGCCCCAUCGUCGCUGGAAGAACAGCCGGCGAUCGAGGAAUCUCGCCCGAGGCCGGGGAUUGCCCAAGAAGGGCGGAGCCGGUGGCAAGGGCGUCUGGGGAUUGCCCGGCUCGGAGGCUCUGGCCGAGGUGUACGAGGACGAGAACGAUCCCAACUACGACAGCGAGUGCAACGAUCGGAAUGUCGAGCUGCGCGAGGUGAUCACGGAGAUUACGCCCGAGGAGUUCUUCAAGCUGGCGGAGCCCAUUGUCCUGGAGUACUACGAGCACGGGGAUCCGCACGAGGUGGCCCUGAGCUUCGAUGAGAUCCUCCAGGGUCCGCUGCGUGAACACAUAACCAGUAUUCUCGUGGAGAUCGCCAUGGAUCACAAGGAUUCGCAGCGGGAGAUGACCUCGGUGCUGAUCUCGGAUCUGUACGGACGGGUUAUCACCGGCAAGGACAUCGAGAAGGGCUUCAACAUGCUGCUGGCCAAUCUGCCGGAUCUCAUCCUUGACACUCCAGAGGCGCCCACCAUGCUGGGCAACUUUAUGGCCCGUGCGGUGGCCGACGACUGCAUUCCGCCCAAGUUUGUGGUGAAGGCAGAGGAGGAGCUCCGGAGCCUCGAGCUGGGCGAGCAUGCCGAGCAGGCCCUCCGUCGCGCCGACUCGCUGCUCCACAAGCAGGUGUGGGCCCAUCUGGACAACGUCUGGGGCAUGGGUGGCCCCUUGCGUCCCGUGAAGACGAUCACCAAGCAGAUGGAGCUGCUGCUCAAGGAGUACAUAUCCUCGCGGGACGUGGCCGAGGCCCAGCGCUGCCUGCGCGCCCUCGAGGUGCCGCACUAUCAUCACGAGCUCGUCUACGAGGCGAUCGUCAUGACCCUGGAGUCACUCAGCCAGACCACCGAGGAGGCCAUGUGCGAGCUGCUCAAGCAGCUAGAUCUCACCUGCCUGGUGCUGCCCGCGGGCAUGGAGCAGGGUUUCAUGCGCGUCUUCGAUGACAUGGCGGACAUCGUUCUGGAUGUGCCCCUGGCCUAUAUAAUACUCGAUCGCUUUGUCGAACGCUGCAAUCGCGCCGGAUUCCUUACCGACAAGAUUAUUAACAAUGUGCCAUCGCGCGGGCGCAAGCGUUUCGUUUCGGAGGGCGAUGGCGGUCAUGUGAAGCCAGCUACCUUGCCCAUGCGCGAUUAAAUCGGGAUUACGGGGCCCUUAUAUGCUUCAUAUGCUUAUAUAACGACUCCAACUCUCCCCAAGGACACCGAAAGAAGCAACAACAGAGGAACCACAACAACAACAAAACACCAAAUUACAAAAAAAAAAGGAGAAAAUGCAAAGAAUACAAAAACAAUUGAUAAGAAAAGACGAAAUGGAGAAUUUGUCGCAAAUCUUGAUAGAAAGAACCUACCCUCAACGGUCACACACACACAAAAAACAAACAAUCAAUCGGAAUUUGAUCUCCGUUUAAACUAUAUUCAUAAUUAUAAAACCUACAUAAACACCUACAACGUAUAUCUAACCUACAUGUAAAACUAAAAACGUAAAGCGAAAGUAUAUUUUAAAGAUUUGUAAAAACGAGAUGAGUGAAAAAAAAAUAAGAUCACAAACCAAGAGAAUCCAGAAUGAGGAUCAGGAUACUAAUGAGCAACGAUGCAGCAUUUGUUGUGGGUUUUCUUUUGAGUUGGGAUCAUCGCAUCGCAUAUGACGAAGGAUGGUUGGAGAACCAGAACAGCAGCGUACUUAGCACGCUGCGCAUGCCACUUGAAAGCAAAGCAUAUUACUUAUACGAAACUGUUACACACGACACACUCGUACACCCCUGAGAAAUUGGUUGAAAAGUUGUAUGAAAUUUAUGUUUAACCACCACUGUUAUGCAGCCAAAACAGCACACAAAUUCCAUUGAUUUAUUGAUUUGAAAUUCAGCAAAACAAAAAAAAACCCAUUUUAAUUACUUCCUAAGCGCAUCGUCAUGAUUUCUUUCCUUAAUUUUUUGUAACUGUGUGUUAGAAGACUAACAUAGUUAAGCUUAAUUUUACAUAUUACGUACGUUUACCAACGGAUUCAUCUCUUUCCCGCUGCUAUAUCUUUUUUUUUUUUGAUUGUUUGGAUUGAAUAAACGUUGCAUUUUAUAAGAUAA